Messenger RNA from Aquila chrysaetos chrysaetos, 1014 nucleotides. RefSeq names its product chromosome 3 C7orf31 homolog (gene SPMIP4). NCBI's taxonomy places the organism in Eukaryota, Metazoa, Chordata, Aves, Accipitriformes, Accipitridae. The record is from RefSeq and is a predicted model, not a curated record. The transcript is spliced from 8 exons. Gene Ontology annotation, cellular component: centrosome.
UUCUCCUCCCAUUACUCAAAAGUUUAUUUCUAGCUUCUGUUCAUCAGUAACACUAAGCAACAGUAUCAUACCUCUUUAAUCUGCCUUUUUUUGUUUUAUUUUGUAAGUUGGUACACAAAACCAAUAGCAGUAGUAAAAGCAACCAUUGUUUCCUGUCAACACUUGCCAGAACUAGGCAGAACUCAGCUAUGUUUCCUCUUUAGUAACCAGAUGCACUAACAAAACCUUUGAUGAUUUGGUAUUUUAUCCCUGUAUCUUCCCCUGGAAGCUCAAAUAUGAAAUAUGAUGCUGCUACAUGCCCUGCCCCACUACUAUAGAGAAAUUGAGGGAACUGAAAUCCUGUCAAGAAUCUUUGAGUCCAAUGAAGUACUAACUCCACUUCAAAUUCCUUCUUGUCCAACCAUCUCACAAGACAGAUAUAAAGAGUUCACGGAAUCCCUUCACUGCUGCAAGCUUCCCUGGGGAGCAGAAAGGGAGCAUGGAGGAAUUGUACUACCUGUACUGCCAGAAGACAACAGGGCAAAGGGUAAGUCUCCAUGUACAUUUGUUAAAGGACAUCAAACUUAUGGUAGUGGUGUAGACCCUUGGCCAAGAGGCCUUUUCACUGAGCAAUACUAUGAUGUCACUCAGCUUAAGUGAUCUGAUGUCCAUAUGGACCACUCCCUGGAUUUGCUUCAUAAACCACCAGAUAGUUUGGCUAAACUACUAUGCCUGCCAUUUCCCACCUCUCAUCCCUAUCAGACACACAUCUCUACGUAUGCCAUGAUCCCAAACUUCAGAUCACAUGAGGAUUUAGACACUGCGAUUGAUGCAAGCAGUCAUCAGCCUUUCCAUUCCAAUAUCCCUACCAAGGCUUUUGAUGUGGUUGUUCUGAGAAAGACCAGAGGUAAUCCAUACAGGCAUGAAGUUGUCCGUAUUCCCUCUGACUCCCAGAAGAAGGCUGUACACUGGCCGGGACAGCACACAUACUUCCAAGGACGUAGUUCAUAUGGAAAAAGAGCAAAAUCUUCCUAA